This is a messenger RNA of Gadus chalcogrammus (walleye pollock), 1356 nucleotides long. RefSeq names its product E3 ubiquitin-protein ligase TRIM21-like. Bases 1 to 1131 code for a protein of 376 amino acids. The record is from RefSeq and is a predicted model, not a curated record. Lineage: Eukaryota; Metazoa; Chordata; Actinopteri; Gadiformes; Gadidae. Gene Ontology annotation, molecular function: protein binding. The transcript is spliced from 5 exons.
AUGAACGUUAUUUUAAUGGUUGCUGCUGUGACAGCUAAUAUAGCAGGGCUGAAGGCUGAGAGAAGAAGCCCUGGAAGCUGUCAGAGAGGAGCCAUGGACACUGUCUCUGAACCGGACCCUGGACUCACUAUGGAACCUGAGGACAAGUCUUUGGACCCGAGGAAGACCAGCCACAGAAGAUUUGCCCUAAAGUCCUGCAACAUUGUCUUGCUGAUAUUCGGACUGCUGAGUAUUCUCUUGAUCUCCCUGCAGUUCAGUUCAGUGAUGCCCACGGAGGAGGAGGAGGAGGAGGCCCCCAGCAUCACAGAGUUCCAUUCCUCUACCCACGUGUUGCCCGUGGGCCAAACGGCCCGCUACACCUGCCACGCCGGCGGCACACCGGAGCCCACAGUAGAGUGGCUCCACAACGGCAGGCCCCUGGAGAGGAACAGCACAGUCAACCAAUCAGAGGCCUGGGUGGAGAGGGGGUUCCUCUUCGUCAGAGGUGGGAGGUACGGCGUGAACACGGUCUGCUGCAUGGCGAGCAACAGCGCUGGCACGGCCAAUCACAGCGCUGAGCUGCUUGUCUUUGAUGCCUGUGAACUCACACUGGACCCCAACACGGCCCACAGACAACUCUCUCUGUCUGAGGACAACAGGAAGGUGAGGCGGGUUGGAGAGGACCAGUCGUAUCCAAAUCACCCAGACAGAUUUGACUCCUGGCCCCAGGUGUUGGGUAGAGAGGCUCUGACUGGCCGCUGUUACUGGGAGGUAGAGUGGGAAGGAGGGGUUGAGAUAGGAGUGACAUACAGAGGAAUAACAAGGAGAGGAGGGGGUGGUGACAGCAGGCUUGGACUGAACAACAAGUCCUGGAGUCUUUAUUGUUAUGAUGAUGGUCGUUACUCUGCCCGGUACAACGGUACAGAGACAGACCUCCCUCUCCGCCCCGCUGGCUCCACCAGAGUAGGAGUGUAUCUGGACCGGCCUGCUGGCUCUCUGUCCUUCUACAGAGUGUCCCCAGGUGGAGGAGGGUCCUCAGACACACUGACACACCUCCACACCUUCUGCUCCUCCUUCACCCAGGAGGACCUCCUCCUGGGGGUGAGGGUAGGGUGGGGGUGGGGGUCCUCAGCCUCUCUGUGUCGGUUGUAGAAAAUAAAAACGGGCGCGGGUCCCCGGGGCCGCAGUGAUCCCUCAGAUGUAGCGGGGGGCAGACUCAGUGUCGUAAAAAAAAAAAGUGCAGCCCCCUCCGCCCCGGCGCACACACAAACACACACGCACAGGCACGCACACACACACCUACACAUACACACACAGAAAAAAAAAACAUACGCACACACACAUAGUCUCUCUCUCUCUCCAGUUUUGGUCUUAUAU